GAUGCACGUGGGGGACGCUCUCUCGUUGGUCAACGGCGUCGCGCCUCCAACGCUGUGCAGCGACAAGAGCCACCUGAACCUGCACCGCCUGGCUGGGCAGCACUUCGAGGCGUGCGGCCUGGCGGCGCCGGAGGUGGUGCUCGCCGAGGACCCCGCCCUGCGCCUGCUGCAGCCUGGCGAAGGCGCCGACGCGGACGUCAACAUUAUGCUGACGGACAAGGAUAUCGAGGUCAACAAGAAGGUCAAGAAGGCUUUCUGCGAGCCCGGCAACACGGACUUCUGCCCGCCGCUCGUGUGGAUUGGCGAACUGCUCCCCUUCACCAAGGAGUUCUGCAUCACCCGCAAGCCCGAUAACGGUGGCGACAAGGCCUACGCGUCCGCGGGCGCUGCGCGGGAGGAUUUCGCCAGCGGAGCUCUGCACCCUGGCGACCUCAAGCCGGC
This is a messenger RNA of Prorocentrum cordatum, 441 nucleotides long. Lineage: Eukaryota; Dinophyceae; Prorocentrales; Prorocentraceae. The record is from the annotation of a GenBank genome assembly.